Hermetia illucens (black soldier fly) is the source of this 1116-nucleotide messenger RNA. RefSeq names its product REPTOR-binding partner (gene REPTOR-BP). Lineage: Eukaryota; Metazoa; Arthropoda; Insecta; Diptera; Stratiomyidae. Bases 145 to 486 code for a protein of 113 amino acids. Gene Ontology annotation, biological process: regulation of DNA-templated transcription. Gene Ontology annotation, molecular function: DNA-binding transcription factor activity. Gene Ontology annotation, cellular component: nucleus. The record is from RefSeq and is a predicted model, not a curated record. The transcript has 4 exons.
CGAGAGUGUGCGAUAUUAAAGCGAAAAUUUGUAAACAAGCGACAUAGUGUGCAAAACAAAAACAACUUCGAUUUUUCGCGAAUUUCUUGUGUUUCGCUUGUUAAUUUCAUUGAAAAAGUGUUUCCACCACAUCUCCUAGUCACGAUGGAUUGCGAGGACAUGAUAAUUACAGAGGAACCGAAUUUGACGGAACGUAAAGAAGGAGGUAAACGUGGACGUAAGCCAGGACGUAAAGCAUCGUCAGAAAAAAUUGACAUGAAAGCUAAAUUAGAACGUAGUAGGCAAAGCGCUAGGGAAUGUCGUGCACGAAAGAAGUUGCGCUAUCAAUAUCUGGAAGAAUUAGUCACAGAUCGUGAGAAGGCUGUCUUUGCAUUGCGUGCCGAAUUAGAAAGGUAUAAGCAGUGGAGUGCUGAAUUAGACGCAGGACGUUUACCGGAGGGAUUCCAGGCACUUCUGGAAGAACUGGGAAUGCUUAAGCAAGAGUAGAAAUCUUCAUAUGCGGCAGCCUAUUUGUAUUCCCAUCUCAAAACAAUAAUAAAACUAAUGAAUUUGUGUCAUUCUGAGAUGUUAUAUCUGUAAUCUGUUUGCCAUUGGUUUGCUCAGGAUUUUAUGCAACAAAUUAUUUUUUUAAAUGUUUGAAUAGUUUGAAGCCUUUUUGCAGUUGUUUUUUGUUCUGUUUUUGUUUAUUUAUUAUUUCUAUCUACGCUUUCAACAAUGAAGUAAAUAUGUAUAUGAAAUUGUUGGUAUAAGAUGAAGGAACUCCCAAUUUGCUAGGCUUUUUGUGCCGUCUAUUAUUGUUUUCAACGAGUUUUGUUUAUUCUUCCAUCUCUUAUAAUCGGUAGGUUAUAGCAGCUAUUUUUCUAAUUCAGAUUUAAAAUAUUUAUGAAUGGUUGUACCAAAUGUGUAUUUGACUAAGUCAUGUUAUUUGUACUGUGCUUAAAGGUAUUGAAGAACAGAAAUUUUUUAGAAAUGUAUGUAUUUUACUACUUGUCCCUUUACUAUGAAUGAAGAAAACAGGAAAAUUUGAAAGAUUCGAAGUGUAUUUUAAAUUUGUUAUUGGAAAAAUCUUAAAGUUGUUAUAUUAGAAGUAAGGAAAAUAAAUAUUGUGAUUAUGAA